AUCGUCUUAUAACCUAUGUAGUGCAAUGGCUGUCGCCAUCGGUUCAAGUCAGUCCUAUCGUUAGUCAGCAGUGCUUAGUGUGCUUGCGAUCUAGCAUGAUCGUAAUAGUAAAAAAUAGUUCACUCAAAAGCAGCGUUGUGCAAUGAAACGUAGCCUUCCGUUAAUGACUUUCUAAUCGUUGUCGAUAUAUUAUAUUUGCUGUUGCGAUGUACAUCGAACCGCUGGGAAAAAUGUAUUUACCUUACAUUGUCAUCACCACCCUGGUCUGCGUAUCUUCGGUCGUUCACGGGAGCGAAAUCGAGUACGACGGUUGGCUGCAAUUGAGGUUAUGGCACGCGUUCAACGACGAUCCGGUGCCCGAGUUCGUGGAGCGAGGGAACGUCACGGUGUCCAGCGUGCGUAGCGGCGCGUCCGUUGUCGGACAGAAUGGUCUGUUGUCGGCGCAGAUAAACACGCUGAAGAACCUUGCCGAGCACGACGGCAAGUACAAGCUGAUGGCGCGAGCACGCAGCUCCUCCGGCAUCGAGUACACCUUCCUCACCUCGGUGCCAGCGUGUUAUCUGCUUGGAUCCGAUCUGGAAGACAUCAUAACGAUAUGGCUGGACAGUGCUGCCGAACCGAUAGCUGUAAGCGUUUCAUCGUUGGGUCCGUGCACGUUGCAGAAUCCUUUCACGAAUAUGUGGACGACGAAUGUCGUGGUCAGGUAUACGGAUGGUGGUCCAAUCCCAAACACGGCUGUGUAUCUUGAGAAACUUGAACGAGAACGGGAAUCAAGGGAGAAAGGCGAGAGCAAGGACAACCGUUCGUUCCUCGCGAAAUACUGGAUGUAUCUUGUCCCCUUGAUGCUCAUUCUGUUCCUGGCGUCCGCGAAUGCAGAAGCUAACGUAGAGGCAAGUGCACAAAGACAAUGAUCUCCGAA
Molecule: messenger RNA, 919 nt
Organism: Ooceraea biroi (clonal raider ant)
Lineage: Eukaryota; Metazoa; Arthropoda; Insecta; Hymenoptera; Formicidae
Gene: EMC10
Product: ER membrane protein complex subunit 10
Cellular component (GO): EMC complex
Source: RefSeq, a predicted model, not a curated record